AUGGGAGGCGUUUUCAUAGCUACAUUAGUUGGCUUGUUGAUAGCGUUGAUUACACUUGCUUUUGAAGUCGACUAUUUUAAACACAAACGAGCCAAGGUAGCUGAAGUUAGUGUUGUUAAUAACACCGUUCAUAAGGAUAAACUGGUGUACGGUCACGAGUUAUUCGUGACAUUAGACAGGAACUCAAAUUUAGAUGAUCAAACACGUUGGGCAAACAAGAUCAAGCUAGAUUCAACUAUGGGCUGACAAAACAAUGCAUUAUUCUUUCGUA
Messenger RNA from Acyrthosiphon pisum (pea aphid), 271 nucleotides. RefSeq lists its product as uncharacterized. Bases 1 to 246 code for a protein of 81 amino acids. Lineage: Eukaryota; Metazoa; Arthropoda; Insecta; Hemiptera; Aphididae. The record is from RefSeq and is a predicted model, not a curated record. The transcript is spliced from 2 exons.